Molecule: messenger RNA, 4383 nt
Organism: Triticum aestivum (bread wheat)
Lineage: Eukaryota; Viridiplantae; Streptophyta; Magnoliopsida; Poales; Poaceae
Exons: 13
Coding region: 1850-4177 (775 amino acids)
Biological process (GO): endoplasmic reticulum to Golgi vesicle-mediated transport; intracellular protein transport; intra-Golgi vesicle-mediated transport
Cellular component (GO): COPI vesicle coat
Molecular function (GO): protein binding
Source: RefSeq, a predicted model, not a curated record
GGGCGAGAGCGGUGGAGAGACUUGAAAUUUGCAUUUUUGGGAGAGGGUAGGGUUGUUUUGGAUGGAGACAGCCGGGGGAUAACUGCAACUUCGAUAGUGGAGGGGGCUACCUGUGACGGGCGUGCUUAACUACCCGCCACCGCAAUAUGCUGUCAAUAGUGGCCCUCGUGAAAGGUCAACUUAGGAUGGUCAGUAGAGCCAGCCCGCCACUGCAAAAGCACGUAUCUGUGGCGGGUGCUCGUGCUCGCCCGCCACAGGUGAGUUAUACAAAAAAAAUUACGAAGGGACCGUAUGUGUGGCGGGCAUCCAAAAGCACCCGCAACUGCUUCUGCACAACUUGUGGCGGACGCACCAUGGCACCCGCCAUAGCUAACUUUUCCAAAGUAACUGUUGUGGGUGCCCUGCCCUGCCCGCCGCUAAUAUGUGAUCACCUAUAAGCCCUUUCCCAUUAGUGUCUUCAUCGUAAUGGAAACACAACACCCCAGGGGAAGCGAAAGAAGUUCAUGUGGCUGACUUUGCGCCUUUUGCACCCGGAGGAGUCUGGUGGUGAGGCUUGAAUGGUUUCUUCCUCAGGCUUCUGAGGACCUUUCCAGUUGUUCUUCCUCUUGGAAGAAUCGACGUGAAAAGCUUCAUCCUUGGCUUGCUUCAUAAUUCUCUCCUCUUCCUGGACAACCUUUAAUUUGCCGUUAUCUCUGCAAGUGUCCAUUUUUUAAGAGAACUUUAGUUGAUCGUAAACUGAUCAAACUGGCCAGGGAACUUUACUUAAUUCACACUUGAAAGCUUUGAGCUUUGAAGAGGCAUUCACCUUCCUCGGAAUAUGCCCUCUCACAUUCCCAUCCAUAUUAUAUUUCUCAAUAAGCUUCGCAAAAAGUUUAGAAUGGAGAAUCUUUCUGAAAACAACUUUGGAAAUGCAAACAUUUUUCGAAUGCAUGAACAAUUUUUUAGAACAUUUUGGUGAAAAGUUUGAACAUAUUUUUCAAAAUGCGAACAAUUUUUUAAACUUGGAACAUUUUUUAAAUGCAAUUUUUUUGAAUAUUUCUAUAUAUUUAUAAAAUUUCAAAAAUGAAAAGCGAAGGAAAGGGAAAAAAAGAACAGAAAAACUAAAAAAGAUGAAAAUAAAACUUGAAAAAAAAACAGAAAAGGAAAACAAUGAAAAUAUAGAGAAGACAGCUUGUAAGAAGAGUGCGUGGGCUGGGAGUGUAAGGAAUGUGGUCCUUAGUGGGCUGACAUUGUUAUGGCAUCUGGGCCGUGGGCCAGUUCGAGCAGACAGCUUGUAAGAAGCGUGCGUGGGAAGACGACCUGGAAAGCUGGAACGCAAAGUCAUGGUGUACACACGACGAGUCAGCGAUUGGAAUGAUCCAUUUCUACGCGUAUUUGUGAUGGAAUCCCAAUUUGCUUCCUUAACCCCACUUCCACUCCCACUUGCUCUCUUCCCUUCCCUUCCCUUCCCUUCCCUUGUGUAUCGAUCGGACACUCCGGCGCCGGCAGCGCCUCGUUCGCGCGCGUCCUCUCCUCUUCGUCGGAACAGCGACGGUAGGGGUGCGCAGCGUCGUCAGCUGAGGUACUCAACCUCUUCUUUAUCUUUUUAUUACUAAUAAAGUGCACUGCACAAAAUGGGUCUUGGGAUUCAACACGCUAGGGUUUAGGAUUUGGGGAUUUCUUCUCCGACUGGGAAUUUUGCAAAAUUAGGAUUAUCAGGGUUUGCAGGGAUCGAUUAACCCCUCUUAUUUUGCUUAUCCUAACAACCUUAUCCGUCUCCUCUGUUUGUCUCUCUGCAAAGGGGGAAUUUCCACGGUGAUUUUGUAGACCGGCCGAUCGAUCAAUCGGUUGCACUCGUGCGGAGGAAGAGAUGGCCGAUCCGUUCAGCCUCUUUAAGGAGUUCCUGGGGUUUGGGUUCAAGAUCAAGGGUGCGCUGGACAAGGCCAAACACAACGUGGAGGAGUGCCGCAAGAUCGACAACCUCCUGCUCAUCCUGAGGGCCAUCGCCAAGAACCUGCAGGGUUCGCCCAAGAUCAUGGAGGACCACUUGAUGAGGGACACGGCCAAGGGCCUAGAGAAGGCCCUGCAGCGCGCGUCCGAGUUUGUCGCCGAGUGCAAGCGCAAGGGGGUCCUGCGCCGUGCUUUCAACGCCACCGACAUCGCCGAGAAGCUGGGCGGGGUCUGCCUCGAUGUGCUGCUCAACAUGAACGCCCUACUGCUUGCCAACGGUGCCUUGAACAACUCGGAGCUGGCCGAGCUUAAGGAAAUUGUGGCUCAGCUCCGCGCCGACGGUGCCUUGAACAACUUGCUGUUGACCAAGAUUCUGCAGAUUCUUGCUGAUUUGCCACAAGAGGUGGAAAAAUUGGUGAAGGACAACCAGAUAAGUUCUAAAAUUAAAGACAAAAGGGAGACAAAGAAAACAGCUGUAGCUAGUUCCCAAAACAAAAACAAAGGGGAGGCAAAGGAAACAGAUGUUGCCAGGCCGAAAGGGAAGAUUCAGAAAAACAAGAAACUAGGGGGUAGCACGGUGGUGCCAGAUACUUCCUUACCAGAUGGCUUAGAUGAGUCCGCUUCAGCGGCCAGGGUGGUUGGACAAGGCUCUAGUACUGGUAUUAUCAAUAAGGCAAGGAGCUCUAUCUCCAAGUCGGUGGACAAGGCACAGUCAGUGGGAGUUUCUGCAGCACCAUUCCAUCCGCAGAAAAUAAUCAGCAUAUCCAAGGAACCCGGAGAGACAGGCGGAUAUAAGAUAGACACCUGUUCCUCUGAGACUAGCAAGCUUCUUGAGGUCUACCCGCAGCGGCUUCUCUUCCCCAAGGAGCCAAAAAACAAGGAAACUACUGGAUCUGGAUGCCCAGUGACCCUAACCAACAGGACAAACCGUUACGUUUGCAUCUGGAUUAAACCAAUAAAUGGGCAAUUUACAAAACCAGAGAUAAUGAAGCCCCAUUCGACUUUGGUUGUGUAUGCGACAAUGAAUAUGCAUGCACAACCUCCCAAAGACACGGUCAAGUUUGAGGUGCUCAUGAUUAUCGUAGAGUCGAAGCAAGACUACGGAAAAUUGGAGUCAUCCAUUUCUGGCAAGCUGAAAAUGGACAGUGGCUUUAUGGAGCAUGUUAAGAAGCUUAAGGCAGAGGUGUAUCGGGCAAUGCUGACACCUAUCACUUGUGAUCUCGCAAGCUGCCAGAUCAUAUCAAGAUCAAUAAAGAGAAUGACCCUGGUGACAUCCAUUGAUGCGCACCCCACUAAGCCAUGGAUUGUGACGGGUCAUGAGGGAGGGGAUUUUUCCAUUUGGGACUACCAGAAGCAGGAAACUGUGAUGAAGUUGCAGGUCAAUGAGGUGCCAGACAAGGGUGCAUGGCAGCGACCUGCCUUUUUUCAACUCAUCAAAGAGAGGUCUGUCCAACAUUCGGUUUUUUCAGUCAAAUUUACCGCCGAAGGGAAACGGUUGGUAGUGGGGGAUGGUCGCGGAUACAUCUAUGUCUAUGAUUCCACCAACACUAAGCUGCAGGAGGUCAAGAAAAUCAGAGCUUAUGAUAAGAAAUCUGUGAACUCUCUGGCUGCACACCCAGCAAAGCCAUACCUUCUUUCAUCGUCUGCUUUUAGUAGAAAUAUCAAGCUUUGGGACUGGAGUGAGAACUGGAAAGUUCAAAAUUUCGACGUGAAACCUGAGAAUACAUAUUAUGAUGGUGUGCACAGUGUCAAGUUUAAUCCAAGGGACACCAACACUUUUGCUUGUGUUACCGAUGAGGACAGAGUAAAGGUCUGGAACAUCAAAACUUCCAGUCUUGAAACCACACUGAAGGGGCCAUUCGUCAUGGCUGAUUAUUUCUUCACUCGCGGUCAUCAGCACUUGAUGGUUACUUUGAGAUUUGACUCACACAACUCUGAGAUAUGGGAUUUGAAGACACAAGAAGUUGUUCACACUCUUAGCGUGAGUGGGCGCAAAAUGACCUGGGUUGCUUGCCACCCAAAGCUUCCAAUACUGGUUACAAUGUUAGAUGAUGGGACUGUAUGUUUGUGGGAUGCCAGUACCUACAGGCUUGAGAAAAUGGUUCACAUUACCAACAGCAAGUGUCGUGAUUUGGUAUUUGUCCAAGACACAAAUGGCCGACCCAGGCUCGCUAUCGCAUUUAAGACAAGGAUAGCAAUCAUGCAAGUUAAUUUGCCAAUUGCAAAUACAAGCAAUGCAAGUGGAUGAAUAACGGGAGCUAACUAGGAACAACCUCCCUGGGGGGCAAGGCAACGGAGGCCAUCACGGAGAUUGGGAUAAUGUAUUUAUGUAUUUGGGGAAUUGAUAUUUCCUCCUGUAAUUAAUCUUGUAAAAAUACUGUUGUGGAUAAGGAUACUUUUGUGAGCAUUGUGAUAUUUUUAUUAUAUUUUUUCUGAAUUUUAUUAUAUUUAUUA